AUGGCUGCCCCAUGCCGCGCUCCAUCCUGGAAGGGCCUAGUGGAGGAGAUUCUACAAUCAACAUUGGAAAAUGGUCUCGACAUUCAACAGAUCAGCGCUGAUGAUCUAGCCAAAUUUCCACCAGGAAUCCUGCCCCUCCUUCGAACUCUUCCAAUCGAACUACCCGAGGUAGAUGUUGAACCGGUACCAUCGGACAAUCCAGAACACUUCGAGUUUAACAUGAAAGGGGUCCUCAGAUUCGACCACGAACAGGCGGCCAGAGCCCGCAACAUCUUGGAUGCUCUUGAGAAUGGCGCCACUGAUCCAGAGACGCUUACCCAAGGGGUUGACAUUUGCUAUGAGCUUGGUGGCCAGAGGCUCUUUGUACUCAUAACAAGCAUCUUAUACAGACACAACCGCCAGCCCAGUGAGAUUCAUGAAAUCAUUGCCCGCCUCGCGAAGCCUGACGCUCGGGGGCUAGGAUGGGAUUCUAUUAUAACAUACAACUUCGACAAUUUUAUGGAGAUUGCGCUCACCGACGCGGCGGUGCCGAAUGCCGGCUGGGCGAUGAAGGGAGAUCGGAUGUGCGGCGAUCCUUGUUGGCUGGCCAUUGAAAAUCAAGGAAGGAACCCGUCCGCACGGCACCAGGCGGUUUACCACUUGCAUGGCUACACGCCAAAGAAGCGGUUCAACAUCGCAGGGGUCGGAUUUGUUCUCGCCGACUCCCAGUUCAAAAGUCGCUACGCUGAGGGCCAGCCCAUUACGCCAAUCUUUCGGUUGGUGGAAAACAAGUACCUGGGGAAACCCAACCAUGUUGCUCUAUACGUCGGGUGCUCGUUCCAAGACAAAUAUAUGAACGGACUGGUGAAAGCCUCGUUCGACCGGUGUUAUGGUCGGUACCACUACGCCCUCAUGAAGUGGCCCACCAAAAGAAACGGGAAGGAGCCAACACAGGAGGAGAUUAGAGACGCUUCCAAGCAGUAUCUCGAGAUUGGUGUGCGUCCUAUCUGGUUUGACGAGUUUGGAGAAGAAAAGGGGCUUUUGGAACGUCUGGCAUAA
Molecule: messenger RNA, 1038 nt
Organism: Cladophialophora immunda
Lineage: Eukaryota; Fungi; Ascomycota; Eurotiomycetes; Chaetothyriales; Herpotrichiellaceae
Exons: 1
Coding region: 1-1038 (345 amino acids)
Source: RefSeq, a predicted model, not a curated record